ACUCUUAAGAGCUUACUUUUUGUGUGUGAAAACUUCAGCUGCAGCCUCCAGUUUUUGACGGAGUGACGCAAAAAGACGACUAACUUCCAUCUUUGUUUGAGACUUUAAAUACUACUCCGCAGCAACCAUGUUUGAGGCUCGCCUGGUGCAGGGAUCCAUCCUGAAGAAGGUGCUGGAGGCUCUGAAGGAUCUGAUCACAGAAGCCUGUUGGGAUGUCAGCUCGUCUGGGAUCUCUCUGCAGAGCAUGGACUCCUCUCAUGUCUCUCUGGUGCAGCUCACCCUGAGGCACGACGGCUUCGACUCGUACCGCUGCGACAGAAACCUGGCCAUGGGGGUCAACCUCAGCAGCAUGUCAAAAAUCCUGAAGUGUGCAGGAAACGAAGACAUCAUCACUCUCAGAGCAGAAGACAAUGCAGACACACUGGCCCUUGUGUUUGAGACACUCAAUCAGGAGAAAGUCUCAGAUUAUGAGAUGAAGUUGAUGGACCUGGAUGUAGAGCAGCUGGGUAUUCCAGAGCAGGAGUAUAGCUGUGUGGUGAAGAUGCCCUCUGGGGAAUUUGCCCGUAUCUGCCGUGACCUGUCCCAGAUUGGUGACGCCGUCAUGAUCUCCUGCGCCAAGGAUGGAGUCAAGUUCUCUGCCACAGGAGAGCUGGGCACAGGAAACGUCAAGCUGUCCCAAACCAGCAACGUAGACAAAGAGGAUGAGGCAGUCACCAUUGAGAUGAAUGAGCCCGUCCAGCUGAUCUUUGCCCUCAACUACCUGAACUUCUUCACCAAGGCCACGCCGCUGUCCAAGACGGUCACCCUCAGCAUGUCUGCUGAUAUCCCCCUCGUGGUGGAGUACAAGAUCGCUGAUAUGGGACAUGUCAAGUACUACUUGGCGCCAAAGAUCGAUGAAGAGGCUUCUUAAGUAGUUUUAUAUCUGAACCAAAAGGGAGAAUAGAGAAAGUGUUCAACUGGGACUCUUCUUGGGUGAUCUGAAGGUAUCUCGUUGUUUUAUUGAUCACUCUUGAGGGUUCUGGUGCCACAUGGUGAAAGGUGCAGUUUCAACUUGUAUUUACAGUCAGCGGUACGAGUGAUGUCAUCACUGUGAUGAAGCGUCAGUGAUUGGACUGAUGCUCUGAGCGGCUGGCUGUGGUCCAAACAGCCCGGUGUAAAUGUCAGCACUUAUUCACCCCACAGCUCUGUGUGUCCCUCUAUUUUUGCCUGUUUUGGAAAAGUAUAUUUCAAGUAUCUCAUUCCUUGUAGAUAACACAUUUGUAAAUAAUUUCUGUGGUUUCGCACUGUCAGCCAACCCCAAAUGUUUUGUAUUCAUUGAUUCAGUCCAAAAUAAAUGAUUCAACUUGUUUCCAACA
This is a messenger RNA of Labrus mixtus (cuckoo wrasse), 1355 nucleotides long. It is a transcript of the gene pcna, whose product is annotated as proliferating cell nuclear antigen. Gene Ontology annotation, cellular component: PCNA complex. Gene Ontology annotation, molecular function: DNA binding; DNA polymerase processivity factor activity. The transcript has 6 exons. The record is from RefSeq and is a predicted model, not a curated record. Lineage: Eukaryota; Metazoa; Chordata; Actinopteri; Labriformes; Labridae. Gene Ontology annotation, biological process: mismatch repair; regulation of DNA replication; translesion synthesis. Bases 128 to 910 code for a protein of 260 amino acids.